Messenger RNA from Malania oleifera, 641 nucleotides. RefSeq lists its product as uncharacterized. The coding region runs from base 134 to 433 and encodes 99 amino acids. The record is from RefSeq and is a predicted model, not a curated record. The transcript has 4 exons. NCBI's taxonomy places the organism in Eukaryota, Viridiplantae, Streptophyta, Magnoliopsida, Santalales, Ximeniaceae.
GGGAAAAGUGUAGACAUCUUCCAUUUCCAACUCCUCUUUUUAUUUUCCUUUUUCUCGGUCGGUGCUCUCUCUCUCUUUCUCUCUCUCUCUCUCUCUCUCUCUCUCUCCAAAAUCCUCCCAAAGCCUUUGAAUUAUGGCUGCGUGGACAGCUGCAGCUUGUCAGGCGGCGCGUCUGGUUCGCCUCUCCUCUCCGAAAUCAGCUCCUCAAGGUGCUUCUCUCAUCCACCGGCGCGGUCUCGCUGGCGGCGGCGAUCAUCAUGGACCUCCAAAAGUGAACUUUUGGCAAGAUCCGAUGAGUCCAUCUAAGUGGAAAGAAGAACAUUUUGUUAUCGUCUCUUUAACUGGCUGGGGCUUGGUCUUUUUCGGGGGUUACAAAUUUUUCACAAAAGGCAAGGACAAGAAGGACGAGAAGGUUGGAGAAGCAUCACACUAGGUUUUGGGGCAGUUCAGGAAUAUAUCUGGAGAUUGCUCGGUCUUGGAAAAUGAUGUUUCUAUUUUGUGAGACUUCAAUUUUGGCAGUUUUAGUUUGUACAUGAACGUUUUGGCAAGUGAUGGGUGAUGCCGACUCUCUCAUUCUCACUCUGUAAUGCAAACUACACCAUUCUGUUGUUUUAAUAAUCUCUGGGCCUUUUCAUUCUCAA